UAGCUCACCCUAACUGCCAGCAGCAGCUGCUCACCAUGUGGUAUGAAAACCUCUCAGGCUUACGACAGCAAUCCAUAGCUGUGAAGUUCCUGGCUGUCUUUGGGGUUUCCAUAGGCCUGCCCUUCCUUGCCAUAGCCUACUGGAUUGCUCCCUGCAGCAAGUUGGGACGGACCCUCCGAAGUCCUUUCAUGAAGUUUGUGGCACACGCUGUUUCUUUCACAAUCUUCCUUGGACUGUUAGUAGUGAAUGCUUCAGAUCGGUUUGAAGGAGUAAAAAAUCUUCCCAACGAAACCAUCACAGAUCAUCCCAAACAAAUAUUUAGAGUCAAAACAACUCAGUUCUCGUGGACAGAAUUGCUGAUCAUGAAGUGGGUAUUGGGUAAGCAAAAACAAAUAAUUUAAAGUCCUUGAGGGAAAUUAAACUUAACUAACAUAGCAUGGUAGGCAGGGAUAUCCCAAAGAGGGGGAAGGGGGAAUAAUUUUUUAAAAAAGGUGAAGUUAAAUUUCAAGCUGAUUAAGGUAUUCUGAUUGAUUAAAACAUAAUCAGAAAAGACUUUUAUUCUGGUUUUGAAAACAUUGAGUGAUUCUCAGCAAAUUCCAACUUUGCUGUUUUUUCCAUUUUUGGGGGUAAUUUCCGGAAGGUGUGUGUUUGCUGUGGUUUCUUUAAUCACUGAAUCUUAAAGAAUGUAGUAUUCUGUGCAGUCACAGUAACUUACAGCUUCUCUGAGUGGGAAAAAAGUGUGUCCUUUGGGACAUGAACAACCAGUCUCUUUUAUUACCUUGCUAUGGCAUCCUGUUAUAACUCACAGGACCUCAGUUACCUCAUCUGUAAAAUGCGUGUAUGUUGCUGUUUGCUUCUUGGAAAAGAACUCUGAGAUCAAGUGAUGAAAGUUGUUGGAUAAAUAAG
Meleagris gallopavo (turkey) is the source of this 906-nucleotide messenger RNA. NCBI's taxonomy places the organism in Eukaryota, Metazoa, Chordata, Aves, Galliformes, Phasianidae. The record is from RefSeq and is a predicted model, not a curated record.